CUUAUAUCUUGGCAAUUAUAUUUAUCCUAUAUUUUGAAUUAAACUUGUAAAGAAAAUGUAUAAAAUUCGAACAAAGUUGGCAGCAGCCAUACAACCUUUACGCAAACAGUACAAGUUUCAAAUAUUUAAUGUUUUGACUAUACGAAAUGUAUCCGCCCUACACAUCACAGGAGAUAAGGCGAGUGAAAACUAUGUAACCAUACAACCUUUUUUAGAUUUCAAAGGGACUUUUGACCAUGCAGAAUCGGUGGAAAGUUCUAUAAUGAAAAGAAGAAUGCAAAUGGAUAUGGGACAAGUCAGGGCCAUGUAUGACAACUACAAAAAGGCUAUUUUGCAAAUAGAGAAAGUGGACAAGGAACGUGAUGACAUAGCCAAGCAAUUAAAGGAAAUGUCAAAGGUGAAGAGUGUAAACGACAGUGCAAUUAACCAACUGAAGGAGCAAGGCAAGACACUGAGAAACAACAUGAAAGCUAUGAAAACUGAACUAUAUCCCAUAGAGGAUGAAUUCAUACAAGCUUUUUUGAAUUUACCCAAUAUGCUACAUCCCCAGUGUCCCGAUGGGGAUUACGAAAGGCUGUUGUAUCGCAGUAAGCAGCAGGUAAUGCAAAGGCCUACCAAAUCUCAUCUUGACUUUGAGAAUCUUAUACGUUUCCUAGAUAACUCCCGCUAUUACCUUAUGAAUGAAGCAGCAGAAUUUGAUUUGCAUUGCACAGAUGCUCUGACGAAAUAUUUUCUAGAGCAGGGUAAAUUUAUGCAAACUUGUAAUCCGGAUUUUGUGCGGUGUGUGCUUUUAGAAGCAAAUGCCACCCCAUUGACCUGCUAUCACAAAGUAAUGGAGCAGCAGUUGCAAAAUCAAUUGAAUUGUGCCUAUUUGACGGGUGGUGGGGCAUUUGAAAGUUUUCUGGGAGCAGUGACCAAGUUAGUUGUCUAUCCAUCUGUAGUACCACUGAAAUAUAUCUGUUCCGGUCGAUUGUAUGAAAAAAGCAAUGAAGAAGUAAAGCCUUCACUUUAUACAGCCACCCAGACCAAUGCAGUGCAAACAUUUGUGGCCACCCUUAAUGCUCAGCAAAGCGAGGAGCAAAUGGAUGCCAUUCUAAAUAUGUGUCUUGAUUUUUAUAAAUCUUUUGAAAACUUAAAUUUCCGCAUAGUUUAUGUAAAGGCAUCGGACUUGACGGCCGCUGAGAGUCUAAGAGCUCAAAUAGAAGUAUAUUCACAAUCUGAACGACGUUAUGUAUGUGUGGGACGUGUUAGCAACUACACAGAUUAUGUAUCCAAACGCAUUCUCUUCACUAUGCGAGAACAAAAGGAGUACAAAUUUUUGCAUUUAGUUGGUGGCCCCAUACUCUAUACAUCGCGUCUAAUUGCAGCCCUAAUCGAAAGUGGAGAGGCGUUGGACUGUAGAAAAGUGCAAAAAACCUUACAAUUGAAUGAGACAUCUUGUAAAGAUUCUAGCAAUAAGCCUAUAGAUGAUUUUAAAUCACUUUUUAAAUAAAUUAAACUAUGUAUUUUAAAUACUUA
This is a messenger RNA of Stomoxys calcitrans (stable fly), 1518 nucleotides long. RefSeq names its product serine--tRNA synthetase-like protein Slimp (gene Slimp). The transcript has a single exon. The record is from RefSeq and is a predicted model, not a curated record. Lineage: Eukaryota; Metazoa; Arthropoda; Insecta; Diptera; Muscidae. Gene Ontology annotation, cellular component: mitochondrion. Bases 56 to 1492 code for a protein of 478 amino acids. Gene Ontology annotation, molecular function: ATP binding; serine-tRNA ligase activity; tRNA binding. Gene Ontology annotation, biological process: seryl-tRNA aminoacylation.